AUGGAUGCGAAUGAAUUUCCUACAUCACUUGUGGUUUUCCAGACCGAGCGUAUGACCUGGAAUAGAGAGAAUGGUUCUUACAUGCUAACAACAUCCACCAAAAACAAGACUUUCAAUUAUUUUGUGGACCCGAAGAAAGGCGAAAUUAGGCCUGUUGAUUUGACUUCACCUCCAGAGCACUACUGGAAGUUAUCGAAUCCGUCCGGAAGCACCGGCAUGUUACCCCUGAUGGUUGUUACGAUCGACGUGGGCUUGGCGCUAAAUGUGUCCAAAAGUCUUUUGGCUGUCCAUAAUGUGCCCAAAGGGGAUUGGCUGUACUCCCGUUACCAAUUGGUACUCUACUCGUAUGUUCGGGGCGUGGUAGCCUAUGUGAAGGACAUUAAGAGCGACAUACCUAUCUACAUAUCUCCGGAGAACGCUUUGGUGACACAUGUGGAAACGUACAAAAAUAUCAAGGAGAACAAAUUCUUUGUGGUAAUUCACAUAAAGAUUCGGGUUGCAGAUGGCUUUAUUACUCUCAAUAAGCUCUUUGAACGCUCGGAAGAAGAAGGCAAAAUAAGUUAUGUUCCUCAUUACAAACAUCGGAAGGUAUUAUACGAAAUGAUGUUAAAAGAUGUUUUCGACACUCCCACUGCAGCCACCGAAGAGACAAACAUCACGCUGGAACCGGAGAUCGAGAAAAGUGAAGAGCCGUGCCCAUUGCCACCAGCACCACCGUGUGUUAUAAGCUGA
Molecule: messenger RNA, 732 nt
Organism: Babesia ovata
Lineage: Eukaryota; Apicomplexa; Aconoidasida; Piroplasmida; Babesiidae
Product: spherical body protein, putative
Exons: 1
Coding region: 1-732 (243 amino acids)
Source: RefSeq, a predicted model, not a curated record